Messenger RNA from Chondrus crispus (carragheen), 846 nucleotides. RefSeq lists its product as hypothetical. The transcript has a single exon. Bases 1 to 846 code for a protein of 281 amino acids. The record is from RefSeq and is a predicted model, not a curated record. NCBI's taxonomy places the organism in Eukaryota, Rhodophyta, Florideophyceae, Gigartinales, Gigartinaceae.
AUGCCCUGCUGUCCCCUUCCAUUUCCCUCCCCAUCACUCCGUCACAACCGCAACCACCCUCGUCGCAACAUGCCGCUCCGUCGAAGCCAGCGUCGUGCCAAGCCCGCGCUGUCAGUACGCGCCGAACCGACACCCCCGGAUGAUGACAAGGAGAACGAGGUCGCAAUGCGGGAGAGCGGCAGUCUCUCCGGAAAGGACGAGACAAGCACGAGCGACACGGGAAAGGUACUGCCCGAGAAGGACAAAAUUGCCGCAGUCCAUACAAGUCGACAACCGAGGCGGGCGGCGUCGAAACUGCUGCACAGCAAGACAGCCUUGGUCUCGGAUGAGGAAGACGAGGCAAGUUCGGCGCACGGACCAGCGUCAUUUGCUUCGGAGCGUGAGCGAGAGUUGACCGCAACCGCAAUCGACAUCGGGGAUAUUGACGAAAUUCAAGAGGCGAGCCCGCGCGCCACAGCUGCUGCGCCAGUGGAACGAGGCGCAGACGGGGAGACGACGAACCGCACUCCGCUGGCCGUGCUGCAGCCGGAGCAGGUAUCGCCCCUCCGCCCGAAGAAAGUUACGUAUGGGAAACGGCGUCGCGUGCAUCUGAUUGAGAUGCCAACGAGUCAUGCGCUUGGCGUCAUGCGGUAUGCCAGCCCCGAGAGGACAGCAGAAGGGAAGAGCGACCAGUCCGAGCAAGGAGAGGAAGCAGUUGAAAAAAAGGAAGAUGAGGAGGAGGAGGAGGAGGAGGAGGAGGAGGAGGCGUCGCCGGAACGAUCGAAGCCACUGGAGGAGUUUAUGAAGGAGCAACGCGACUUGUGGGCAGAGGUCGAUGCCGUGGACCUGGAGGAACAAUUUGACUAG